UACGGCCCUGGAGACAAAUGAUUCGAGUCACUGGAGUGAAUCAAAUUACUCCUCACCACUGAAAUGACUCUUUAAAGGGUUAAUUCGUUGGCCCGCUCACAUGACAGCAUCACGUGACAUUGAUCCCGUGACGUCUUGUAGCAAUUUGACAGCAAAAGGCAGCAGUUUUAAGGUCCUAAUACAUAAGAACUCAAGAUGGAUAUCCGAGGGGCAGUGGAUGCUGCCGUCCCUACCAACAUCAUCGCAGCCAAGGCCGCAGAGGUUCGAGCAAACAAGGUCAACUGGCAGUCCUACCUCCAGGGCCAAAUGAUCUCAGCCGAGGACUGUGAGUUUAUUAAGAAGUUUGAGGUUGCCGUCUCUGAAGACAAGCAAGCAAUUCUGACAAAAGAAGGACAUCAGUGUGCAAAGACCUUCCUCAACCUUAUGGCUCAUAUUUCUAAGGAGCAAACAGUUCAGUACAUCCUGACCCUGAUUGAUGACACGCUGCAGGAAAAUCAUCAGAGAGUGAAUAUCUUCUUUGAUUAUGCCAAGAAGACUAAGAAUACAGCCUGGUCAUAUUUCCUUCCAAUGCUGAACCGUCAAGACCUUUUUACUGUUCACAUGGCUGCGAGGAUCAUAGCCAAGCUGGCUGCCUGGGGACGUGACCUUAUGGAGGGCAGUGACCUGAACUACUACUUCAACUGGAUUAAGACCCAACUCAGCUCUCAGAAACUACAUGGUACAGGUGCUGAACCUGGAACAGGGACCAUCUCCCCCAGUGAAAGCUCCCAGUAUGUUCAGUGCGUCGCUGGUUGCCUGCAGCUGAUGCUGAGAGUGAAUGAAUACAGAUUCGCCUGGGUGGAGGCCGACGGAGUGAACUGCAUCACGGCAGUGCUGAGCAAUAAGUGUGGCUUCCAGCUGCAGUAUCAGAUGAUCUUCUGCGUGUGGCUCCUGGCAUUCAGCCCGCAACUCUGCGAACAGCUGCGGCGCUACAACGUGGUACCGGCGCUCUCCGACAUCCUUCAAGAGUCUGUCAAAGAGAAGGUCACUCGCAUAAUCCUGGCUGCUUUCAGGAACCUGUUGGAGAAGUCAGCUGAGAGAGAGACCCGUCAGGAAUACGCUCUUGCCAUGAUCCAGUGCAAAGUGCUCAAACAGCUGGAGAACCUGGAACAGCAGAAAUAUGAUGAUGAGGACAUCACUGAUGACAUCAAGUUCCUCCUGGAAAGAUUGGGAGAGAGCGUUCAGGAUCUUAGUUCUUUUGAUGAGUACAGCUCUGAGCUGAAGUCUGGACGCCUGGAGUGGAGUCCAGUGCACAAGUCGGAGAAGUUCUGGAGGGAAAACGCUGUUCGCCUGAACGAGAAGAACUACGAGCUGCUGAAGAUACUGACCAGGUUGUUGGAAGUGUCUGAUGACCCUCAGGUUAUUGCUGUUGCAGCUCACGAUGUGGGGGAAUACGUGAGACAUUACCCCCGCGGCAAGAGGGUGAUCGAACAGCUGGGUGGUAAACAACUAGUGAUGAACCACAUGCAUCAUGAAGACCAGCUUGUCCGCUAUAAUGCCCUGCUGGCCGUCCAGAAGCUCAUGGUGCAUAACUGGGAGUACCUGGGGAAGCAGUUGCAGUCCAGCGAGCAGUCGACUCCAGCUGUAGCUGCCCGAAGCUGAACUGUCCAUGUGCUUGUGUGUGAGCCAGAGCGUCUGAUCCCGUGUUCUUGGUGUGAAUGUAAAUCUGUGCUAUAUAUAUAUAAUGAACAGGUUAAACAAAAAACGAGUUGAUGUAUUAAACCAUAAAUUUAUAAUUGAGCUCUUCUUUGUUGUGCUUUGUUGUUGUGUAAAGUUGUGCGUCCUUAAGUAAAAUCACAUUAAGUGAUCGGAACAGUUCAGAGUAUUAUGAAAUGUUAUUUAUGUCUUAAAUGUAAAACAAUGAGUAUGCAUUCCAAUAAAGAGUCUACCACGACAAAUGCA
Messenger RNA from Ctenopharyngodon idella (grass carp), 1941 nucleotides. RefSeq names its product ATPase H+ transporting V1 subunit H (gene atp6v1h). Gene Ontology annotation, biological process: proton transmembrane transport. The transcript is spliced from 14 exons. Gene Ontology annotation, cellular component: lysosomal membrane; vacuolar proton-transporting V-type ATPase, V1 domain. Gene Ontology annotation, molecular function: proton-transporting ATPase activity, rotational mechanism. The record is from RefSeq and is a predicted model, not a curated record. Lineage: Eukaryota; Metazoa; Chordata; Actinopteri; Cypriniformes; Xenocyprididae. Bases 196 to 1641 code for a protein of 481 amino acids.